Messenger RNA from Ixodes scapularis (black-legged tick), 500 nucleotides. RefSeq lists its product as uncharacterized. The record is from RefSeq and is a predicted model, not a curated record. NCBI's taxonomy places the organism in Eukaryota, Metazoa, Arthropoda, Arachnida, Ixodida, Ixodidae. Bases 78 to 500 code for a protein of 140 amino acids. The transcript is spliced from 4 exons.
CAGCUGUCACCAAAAAGGACGUCGUGUUCCUGCGAGGCCUAUACAGUCCUUGCCAAAGAUAUAGACGGGCCGUGCCCAUGCAAAACAAUCAGCAGUGGAACGAAACAGGCGGGCAGCGCUGGAACCGCGGCGGGGAAGAGCACCUCCAGUUCGAAGAGGAGGAGGCUCUGCUCAGCGGCUGGCACGAACUCAUCAUCUGGCUCAUCGACUUCUUGCUCGCCGAACCGAGAGACGCGACUUUCCUCAGGAAAUUUCAAGGUGGGCUUGACAUGAUCGAAAGCCUGGAUUUGUACUUGCAGCACGAGCCCCACCUGUUUCUCGUCAGCCUGAUCUGCGUGGUGUACGCAGUCCUGGGGUUCAUGGGCAGCGUGGCCUACGUGUUGGCACGGCGGUCGGACUACUGCGGAGGGGACCUCACGCAGGACCUCAACCAGAACAUGCGUUGCAUCCUGCAGGUCUACACACUCGUCUUCAUCAUGGUGCUCGCCGCCAUACUGUGA